AUGGCGGACCUCAGAAAAGAGAUGUCGCUAAAGGCCUCGGCCAGGGUCUUAUUAGAGAGAAUUGCGGAGUUCGACGAGGCGAUCGCGCGACUGGUCGACAAAGAAACAGAACCGUGGGUGUCAUAUAUGAAGUACAAACUCGAAGGUGCAAAGAACAGACUUGAGUUACGUAAAGCAGAGCUUCCGAAAGAAGACUACGAGACCACCGCGAAGGAGUUCUACACUCAACGUCUUUCCAAAUACGAAGAACCACUCGUCAUCGAGAUCACCGACUUAGUACAGAUUGCUUCGACAGAGACAAAAGCUUGGACAGACGCUGCCGACUCUUCGCGUACUCUCCGACAGCUGAACGAUUCACUGAAACAAUACAAACUUGAACUUCAAGAGAAAGAUCGAACGCAGGUGGUCUCGCAGGAAUCCGGACAAGUGGCAGUUGAUGACAUUGCCGUACGGAAGCUAAAAUCGGACGUCGAGGCCUACACCGACAAGGUCAAGGAGUACUACAUGAACAAUCAGACGCUCUGUAGCACAGCGCACAAGGCAACAGUUACAAUGAAUCUUGCCGUAAAAAGCGAUCUCAACAUACCCGGUGUCGGAAAAUAUAUUCCCAUCCCCGCACCCGUCACAAUUACGACAGCUCAAGUCAAGGUCGCGGACUUGGCCUGUAGCUUGGAAGCCGCCGGAAAGGAUGUCACAGUGGAUGAAGCUUCCGGAGCGAUUUUCCCCAGGCCCAAAAGCGUGACAGCUAUAGUCACAGUAGACCAACAGCUGUCAAAGAUCCAGUUAUGUUCACCCCAGAAGCAUUACACUGACGUCCAACGGAUGAGGCGGCGUGAUUUCAAGGUUGGCGACAUAGGCUGGUUCCCCGUCUUGCGUCCUUCUUUAGCAGAGUCUCCGUCAGAUAUCCAUACUCAGUACGGUUACAUUUGCGCAAAGUCGUAUCCACUGAUCAUAGUGGAAAUGUUUCAAGACUGUAUGUUGGGCCUGAUCAUCUCGACGGCAAACAGAACUGGCCUGAACAACAAGGAUCGUUCUAUCGUAAAUCGCAGCGUCCCAAUCAUCACCUACAUGUCUCCAAACCCCACAUCGUCGGAUUGGGGCCACAGCCUGUACCCAAGACAACGGCUUCGCGCUAACCGUUCUGGUCGUUACCAACCACCUAACAAUGCUUACGUCGACUUGCUCAAUGCAAUCAUGAUACCUUAUGAUACAAGGUUUCGAAAGGAAGGAGAAUUACUUGCAGGCGACACUCUUCCACUCCAGCAGAUGAGACUUUCGGCAGUUCUUGGGACUCCGGGAAUUAAUACAAGCACGCGUGCAGAGUUUUGCAACUGGUUCAAGAUGUGGGCAGACAAGGAUCAUUUAUCAUAUACGCUCAAAUCUAUAUACGAUAAAGAAGCGGUGGAGCUCAAGCGGUUGCGAGACAAAGAGAUGGCGGGAUUGCAUUCUAAGAGAGAUGCUGCAUGGAAGAUCGAGGCCAAGAUACGGUCGGAGGCGAAGGAACGUGAAGAGGCUAUGAGGCGCGUUGAGUCUAAGAAACGCGAAGAAGCGAAGGAAUACGAAGAAGCAAAGCAACGCGAAGAUGCGAGAAAGCGGACAGUGCUCGCGCACGCCAAGGCCACCUGGGACCGCAUGUUUGCUCCUGGGCGCGAAGAUGCCAAGAUCCAAAUGGACAGAAAUGUCAGGGCGUUAACUCGCGGGGCCUCUCGGGGACCGAAUUGUGGUUUCUAA
This is a messenger RNA of Alternaria metachromatica, 1731 nucleotides long. RefSeq lists its product as uncharacterized. The coding region runs from base 1 to 1731 and encodes 576 amino acids. The record is from RefSeq and is a predicted model, not a curated record. NCBI's taxonomy places the organism in Eukaryota, Fungi, Ascomycota, Dothideomycetes, Pleosporales, Pleosporaceae. The transcript has a single exon.